Messenger RNA from Panthera uncia (snow leopard), 5217 nucleotides. It is a transcript of the gene COL4A3, whose product is annotated as collagen type IV alpha 3 chain. The record is from RefSeq and is a predicted model, not a curated record. Gene Ontology annotation, molecular function: extracellular matrix structural constituent. The coding region runs from base 202 to 5214 and encodes 1670 amino acids. NCBI's taxonomy places the organism in Eukaryota, Metazoa, Chordata, Mammalia, Carnivora, Felidae. The transcript has 52 exons. Gene Ontology annotation, cellular component: basement membrane; collagen trimer.
UCUUCCCUCCCUUGGAGCCGCAGUCAAAAGCCUCAGUGGGGAGGGACGGACGGCGCGGCUGAGCCCUGCAAAACCCGCCCCGGGCGGGCUGGCGAGGCGAGCUUCACAGCCGGGCUCCCCAACCCGCGCCGCGCGAGGGACGCGGUGGCCGCAGAGCCUGCGGGUCACUGGACACGCUGGGGCUCUGAGCCGGCGCCCACCAUGCGCCCCGGGACGGCGCGGAGGCCGCCCGCGCUGCUGCUGCAGCUCCUGCUGGUGCUCCUGGCGGCGGCGCCCACGACAGGCAAGGGCUGUGUCUGUAAAGACAAAGGCCAGUGCUUCUGUGAUGGGAUCAAAGGAGAGAAGGGGGAGAAAGGCUUUCCUGGACCCGCUGGUUCUCCUGGCCAGAAGGGGUUCCCAGGUCCCGAAGGCUUGCCUGGACCGCAGGGACCCAAGGGCUCACCAGGACUUCCAGGACUCACCGGUCCCAAAGGUGGAAGGGGAAUAACUGGAUUGCCAGGAUUCUCAGGUCCUCCUGGACUUCCAGGCACCCCGGGCCAUCCUGGACCAUAUGGACCUGCUGGUGUACCAGGGUGCAAUGGUUCUAAGGGUGAGCAAGGGUUUCCAGGCCUUCCGGGGAUACCAGGCUACCCGGGGAUCCCGGGUGCUGUUGGCUUGAAAGGAGAAAAGGGAGCUCCUGCUGCAGAAGGUAUAGAACUUGAUGGAAAAGGUGACCCCGGGUUGCCAGGAGCCCCAGGAUUACAGGGCUUACCAGGCCUUCCAGGUUUUCCUGGACCCAUUGGUCCACCUGGCCCUCCAGGGCUCUUUGGCUUUCCAGGAACCAUGGGACCUCCCGGACCUAAGGGUCACAUGGGCGAUAAUGUGAUAGGACAAAAAGGAGAGCGGGGUGUGAAAGGAUUGACAGGACCCCCUGGACCACCAGGAACGGUUAUUGUGACGCUAACCGGCCCAGAUAACAGAACGGACCUCAAGGGAGAGAAAGGGGACAAGGGAGCCAUGGGCAAAUCCGGACCUCCUGGACCCUCAGGACCGCCUGGGGAAUCUUAUGGAGCUGAAAAAGGUGCUCCUGGAGAACCUGGCCCGCAGGGAAAACCUGGAAAAGACGGAACCCCUGGUUUCCCUGGCACUGAGGGAGCCAAAGGCAACAGGGGCUUCCCUGGGUUACCAGGAGAAGACGGCAUUAAGGGGUGGAAAGGGGACAUUGGCCCUCCAGGAUUCCGUGGUCCAACAGAAUAUUAUGAUGCAUACCAGGAAAAGGGGGAUGUAGGAAUUCCAGGCCCACCAGGCCCCAAAGGAGCUCGUGGCCCACAGGGUCCCAGUGGUCCUCCUGGAGUUCCUGGAAGUGCUGGGUCGUCGAGGCCUGGCCUCAGAGGAGCCCCUGGAUUCCCAGGCGUGAAAGGAAGGAAAGGGGAACGAGGACCCCCGGGAAAGAAUGCAGUGGGGCCUCCUGGGUCCCCGGGUUGUCCUGGGGCACCAGGCCCCACAGGGUCGCCGGGAUACCCAGGACCACCAGGUGACAUCAUUUUUCGCAAAGGUCCACCUGGAGAUAGUGGACUUCCAGGCCCUAUAGGGCUUCCAGGAAUCCCAGGAGUCGAUGGGCCCAAAGGGGAACCAGGCCUCCUGUGCAUCCAGUGCCCUUGUGUCCCAGGGCCUCCGGGCCUCCCAGGAUUGCCGGGGUUAGACGGCAUGAAAGGAAUCCCAGGUGGACAAGGGCCAGCUGGCACUAAAGGAAGCCCAGGGUCGCCAGGAAGUGCGGGUCUUCCCGGAUAUCCAGGGUUCCCGGGUGUUCAGGGGGAUCCAGGACUUAAAGGAGAAAAAGGGGAAGCACCUCAACCUGAUGGACAAGUGGGUGCCCCAGGGGACCCUGGGCUCAGAGGGCAUCCUGGAAGAAGAGGCUUGGAUGGAAUUCCUGGAACCCCCGGGGUAAAAGGAUCACCAGGACCUAAAGGGGAACCGGCCCUGACUGGUGAGAAGGGGGACCAGGGUCCUCCAGGGGAUCCCGGCACCCCUGGGCCCCCGGGACCUGCAGGACCACCUGGACCACCAGACUAUGGACCGCAGGGAGAGCCUGGUCCAAAGGGUACCCAAGGAAUUCCUGGAGCCCCCGGACCACCUGGAGAAGCCGGUCCUAAGGGAGAAUUCAGUGUUGCGACACCAGUCCCAGGGCCCCCAGGACCUCCAGGGCUCCCUGGCCGUGCUGGCCCCCAAGGUCCGCCUGGUAUCCCUGGAUCCAUAGGAAAAUGUCGUUAUCCGGGUCUUCCUGGGCCCGAUGGUGAACCAGGGAUUCCAGGAAUUGGCUUCCCUGGGCCCCCAGGACCUAAGGGAGACCAAGGUUUUCCAGGAGCAAAAGGAUCACCAGGUUGUCCAGGAGAAAUGGGAAAGCCUGGGUCACCUGGAGAACCAGGUCUCCCCGGAGCCAAGGGAGAGCCGGGACUAGCCUUGCCUGGAGAACCAGGAACGCCAGGUUUUCCGGGAGAAAGAGGCAAUUCUGGGAAAAAUGGAGAAAUUGGACUCCCUGGACAUCCAGGUCUCCCUGGAAUUCCAGGAACCAGAGGGCUUGAUGGACCACAAGGGGAUCCAGGGAAGGCUGGACCACCUGGAGAAAAAGGACCCCCAGGAAGGUGCAUGGAGGGUCCCAGGGGAGCCCAAGGACUUCCAGGAUUAAAUGGAUUGGAAGGUCAACAAGGCAGAAGAGGUGAAACGGGGCCAAAGGGAGACCCAGGUAUUCCAGGCUUGGAUAGGUCAGGCUUUCCUGGAGAACCCGGACCACCAGGGAUGCCAGGUCAUCGAGGUGAGGUGGGACCACCUGGUCAAAAAGGAUAUCCAGGAAAUCCAGGAUUUUCAGGACCACCAGGUGAAAAAGGAACGAUUGGCAUGAUGGGCUAUCCGGGACACAUUGGUCCUCCGGGGCCUCCCGGAAACCCAGGAACCCCAGGACAGAGGGGUGACUUUGGAAUCCCAGGAGCAAAGGGUGAGAAAGGGCACCCAGGAGCCCAGGGUGAAGAAGGAGACAAAGGACCCCAGGGGCCUUCUGGAAUAUCCCACCUACUGGGGGACAAAGGAGAACCAGGCCUCAAAGGAUUUGCAGGGAAGCCGGGUGAGAAAGGAAACAGUGGUGUUCCAGGGUUACCGGGUUUAAAAGGACUCCAAGGGCCACCUGGACCACCAGGACCACCAGGCCCCAGAGGAGAUCCAGGCAACAUUGGGAAUCCCGGGGCACCAGGACCACGUGGCGUGCCAGGAAGCAUGGGGAUCAUGGGGGUGCCAGGUCCUAAAGGACACAGGGGAGCUUUGGGACUACCAGGUUUAACUGGAAGGCCAGGCCUCCCAGGUGUUCACGGUCUCCAAGGAGAGAAGGGAGAGCCGGGUUACUCAGCAGGUGCAAGGCCAGGAUCACCGGGACCAAAGGGAGAUCCAGGAUUUCCAGGUGACAUGGGAAGGAAAGGAGAAAGAGGGGUACCUGGAGCACCUGGACAUUCGGGGCCUGCUGGACCUGAGGGAGCCCCUGGAAACCCCGGAAGUCCUGGUCACCCAGGAAAGCCAGGCCCUGAUGGUGAUUUGGGGUUAAAAGGCAUUAAAGGCUUCCCCGGUCCUCCAGGAGUAAAAGGCCCUCCAGGACCUCCAGGAUUUCCAGGACCUCCCGGACCAAUGGGGAUGAGAGGCAACCAGGGACGUGAUGGAAUCCCUGGCCCAGCAGGAGAAAAGGGAGAAACAGGUUUGCUGGAAGCCGUUCCAGGCCCCAGAGGGAGCCCUGGAGUCCCAGGAGCCAAAGGAGACAGGGGAGCCCCAGGCUUACCCGGCCUCCCCGGCAGGAAAGGGAUAGUGGGAGAUGCCGGGCCGUGGGGACCCACCGGCAUGACGGGACUCCCAGGACCACCGGGUUUUCCUGGCGCAGUCAUCCCUGGCCAGAAAGGAGAUCGAGGUCCACCAGGCUUCAGAGGAAACCCAGGUGACCCUGGUCCUCCGGGACCUCCAGGGAGUCACGUGAGAGGCUUGAAAGGAGACAAGGGGCUUCUGGGCGAGCCUGGCCCUAGAGGUCCGCCUGGAACUGUAGGAGAUGAGGGGCCACCGGGUCAGCCGGGAGCACCAGGUGCCCCAGGUCUGCCAGGGCUCAGAGGUGAUCCGGGAUUCCAUGGAUUUCCAGGGGUAAAAGGGGAGAAGGGUAAUCCAGGAUUUCUGGGACCAGUUGGACCUCCAGGGCAAAUUGGGCCAAAAGGACCACCCGGUAUACGUGGAGGCCCUGGCACAGUUAAGAUCAUCUCCCUUCCGGGAAGCCCAGGGCCACCUGGACCUGUUGGAGAACCAGGGAUGCAAGGAGAGCCUGGGCCACCGGGGCCACCAGGAAUCCUAGGACCCUGUGGGCCAAGAGGCAAACCAGGCAAGGAUGGAAGGCCGGGAACUCCUGGGCCAAUUGGAGAAAAAGGCAACAAAGGCUGUAAAGGAGAGCAAGGACCCCCAGGUUUGGAUGGACUGCCAGGCUUGAAGGGCAAACCUGGAGACAUUGGACCACCCACAACUGCAACAACCAUGAGAGGCUUCAUCUUCACCAGGCACAGUCAGACCACAGCCAUCCCUUCCUGCCCAGAAGGCACACAGCCGCUCUAUAGUGGGUUCUCUCUUCUUUUUGUACAAGGAAAUGAACAAGCCCACGGACAAGACCUGGGAACUCUUGGCAGCUGCCUGCAGCGAUUUACCACAAUGCCAUUCUUGUUCUGUAACAUCAAUGACGUAUGCAAUUUUGCAUCUCGAAAUGAUUAUUCAUACUGGCUGUCAACACCAGCUCUGAUGCCAAUGGACAUGGCUCCAAUUACUGGCAGGGCCCUGGAGCCUUAUAUUAGCAGAUGCACCGUCUGUGAAGGUCCUGCGAUGGCCAUAGCUAUCCACAGCCAAACCACUGACAUUCCCUCCUGUCCUCAUGGCUGGAUUUCUCUCUGGAAAGGAUUCUCUUUUAUCAUGUUCACAAGUGCAGGUUCUGAGGGCGCAGGUCAGGCUCUGGCAUCCCCCGGGUCCUGUCUGGAAGAAUUCCGAGCCAGUCCAUUUAUAGAAUGUCAUGGAAGAGGAACGUGCAACUACUAUUCAAAUUCCUACAGUUUCUGGUUGGCUUCAUUAAACCCCAAAAGAAUGUUCAGAAAACCUAUUCCAUCAACUAUGAAAGCUGGGGAGUUAGAAAAGAUAAUAAGUCGCUGUCGGGUGUGCAUGAAGAGAAGACAAUGAAGA